UCUUCGUCACGGAUCGAGGCAAGUUUGUGUGCACAAUUAGGCUUGCAAAUUGCAAAUCUCGCACUGACUUUGCCUCUCAGUUCCCAGCUGGGCAUGGUUACCUUGAGAGCUGUGGUAUCAGCACUGUCAGAGCAUGCUCCAGUGGGGAGAUCGGGUGUGUUCUAUUUUUAAUACUAUUUAAUGAAGAUGCUUCUCACUCUGCAAUAUACGAAGCAUAAUGGAAGAGCAGAGCGAUGAUUGGUUAUGGAUACUGGAAAAGGAAAAAUGCAAAGGUUGACUAUGAUCCAUCAAACCCUCUGCAGGACCAGCAUGGAGAUUGGCACUCUGAACUGCUAAUGAGGACAUGGGACUCCCGUUGUCAUUGACCAUUUGUGUGGACUUUACCAGCGAAAACCAACAGAAGACACUAGAAGGACAGUGGGAAUUAUAGCAGUUUUCCAGGUCACCAAAUCUUGUUAUUUUAAUUUCUGUCUGGAAGAAUGUCUGAGCAAGGUAAAUUGAACCAGGAGACAGCAGAGGAAGCUGUGAAUGAGCAGGAGACUGCCAUCUCCGAAGUGGACCCAGACAACUGUAUCCUUAAUAAAUCUGAAAGCUCAGAAGUAGAGGAGAAGGAGGAGAAGCUGAGCGAUGCCAAGACAGAGCUGCAGGUGUUACUGCCAACAAAAAGUUGUUAUGCAAAGCCUAAGAAGAAACGAGGUGGAAACUCAAACCAGCAGAAAAAGAGAUCCAAGUCAGGAGCUAAAGGAAAACUCGUCCGGAGUCUUGCUGUGUGCGAAGAGUCAUCCCCUCGCCCGGGAGCAGAAAACCUUCAUGAUAAUCAGGAAUCAAUCCAACUACAGCUUUCAAGUUUUCCUAGCUUGCAAGAAGAAGAUAAAUCUAGUAAAGAUGACUCCGAGAAAGAAAAAGAGAAGGAUAAAAACAAAGAGAAAGAUAAAAGCAGUGAAAAAAACAAGAUCAGAAUGUUAUCAAAAGAUUGCAGUCAAGAGUAUACAGACUCAACGGGCAUCGAUCUGCAUGAGUUUCUCAUUAACACGCUAAAGAAUAACCCCAGGGAUAGAAUGAUACUCUUGAAAAUGGAACAGGAAAUUAUUGAUUUUAUUAGUGACAACAAUAAUCACUAUAAAAAGUUCCCUCAGAUGUCAUCGUAUCAGAGGAUGUUAGUGCACAGAGUGGCAGCUUACUUUGGCAUGGAUCACAAUGUGGAUCAGACUGGAAAAUCUGUCAUUAUCAACAAGACCAGCAAUACGAGAAUACCAGAGCAAAGGUUUUCUGAACAUUUAAAAGAUGAAAAAGGUGAAGAAUCCCAGAAGCGAUUUAUCUUGAAGCGAGAUAACUCUAGUAUUGAUAAAGAAGACAAUCAGCAAAACAGAAUUCUUCCAUUUAGAGAUGACAGACGAAGUAAAUCAAUUGAAGAGAGAGAAGAGGAGUAUCAGAGAGUGAGGGAGAGAAUAUUUGCACAAGAUUCAGUUUGCUCCCAGGAAAACCUUUUUGUGGAAAACAGUAGGCUGUUGGAAGACAGUAGUAUAUGCAAUGACACCCAUAAGAAAAGACAGCUGUUUAGGGGUAACAGAGACAGCAUGGGGAAGGCAUCUGGCAGUCGACAGAGCAGCACAGAGAACGAACUGAAGUGGGCAGACCACCAGAGGCCAUGGAGCAGCACAGACUCAGACAGCUCCAACCGAAAUUUGAAGCCAGCCAUAACCAAGACAGCCAGUUUUGGUGGGAUCACCGUCCUGACAAGAGGAGAUAGCUCAUCAAGCAACAGAAGUACCGGCAAACUGUCUAAAACAGGUAGCUCAGAGUCUUCCAGCAGUGCUGGCUCCUCAGGAUCACUGUCACGAAUACAUCAGCCUCUCCAAAGUGCAUCUCUUGUCCCUGGGGUGACAGCCAGCUCUUCAGGCAGCGUAUCCUACCCUGAGAACGGGAUGAGUGGCCAGGUGGCCCCCAGCAACACCAGCUAUAUCAUUCUUCCACUUGAAGCUGCAGGGAUACCACCUGGCAGUAUCCUUCUGAACCCACACACAGGUCAACCAUUUGUAAAUCCUGAUGGGACGCCGGCAAUAUACAAUCCUCCCAGCAGCCAGCAGCCGAUGAGGAGCCAGAUGGUGGGACAGUCUCAGCAGCAGCCUUCAUCCCAGCAGCCUCAGCAGGUUCAACAGCCACAACAGCAAAUGGCAAGUCACCUUGUCACACAGCCUGUUCAGGCAAUGCAGCCAUCUUCUCAGUCAGUACAGUAUCCAGCCGUUUCUUAUCCUCCCCAGCAUCUCCUGCCUGUCUCUCCAACGCAGCAGUUUUCUGUGCGGGAUGACAUGACAACACAGUUCAACCAGAUGAGCUUAAGCCGUCAAUCGUCAGGAGACAACCCCGAAUCGCCUUCUGGUCCUGUCUACCCAUCGCCCAUCUUGCAGCAGCCUGCCCAGCAGACAGGUUACAUCAUGGCUUCUCCGAGUCAGCAGCUGCCCCCAGGAGGUUUUACAGGUUCAGGUCCACCAGUAUCCCAGCAAGUGCUGCAGCCCCCACCGCCGCCGCCCCAGGGCUUCGUGCAACAGCCACCACCACCUGCUCAGAUGCCAGUGUAUUAUUACCCAUCUGGUCAGUACCCUACCUCAGCAACUCAGCAGUACAGACCCAUUGCCUCAGUUCAGUACAAUGCACAGCGGAGUCAACAGAUCCCACAGACUGCACAGCAAGCAGGGUACCAACCCGUCCUGCCGAACCAGCAGCAGGGGUUCCAGGGUCUCAUGGGAAUGCAGCAGCCUCCCCAAAGCCAGAACCUGAUGAAUAAUCAACAGGGAAAUCAGGUGCAAGGCAUGAUGGUGCAGUAUCCAGCCAUGUCGUCUUAUCAGGUGCCAAUGACCCAGGGUUCUCAAGGAUUGCCACAACAAUCAUAUCAACAACCACUCAUGCUACCUAAUCAAUCAGGUCAAGGAACACUUCCAGCCACUGGAAUGCCUGUCUACUGUAAUGUCAUACCUCCUGCCCCACAGAACAACCUCCGGUUGAUUGCCCCACACUGCCCCUCCAAUAACGUUCCGGUCCUCUCUGCCAGCUGCAGGACAAACUGUGCCAACAUUAACAAUGCAGGGUGGCAGGUCAAGUACUGACACUGUGGCCAAGCUGUGGGAUAAAACGAGGACAGAGGUGCAUAAUUUGACAACUAACUCAUGGCCUUCAAACGAAGAGGAGCGCAACAGGAUAAUCAGCUGGGGACGUAAGGACUGACUACGGUCAAGUGAUUUGCUGCUGGUAAAAAAAAUCUGUAAAAAAAAGAAAAAAAAAUUAAUUUUUUUUUUGGGGGAGGGAAAGAAAAAAAAAGAAAAAAAUACACACAAAAAAAAAAUGUUUGCUGGUUAAUGGUGCAUAUUUCUGUCAUGUCUGCUAGGUACGCCUUUAUAGCUUAGCUAGUGACAUGAAUUCAUCAAGGUAAGAUUUUUUCCUACCACUGAACACCACUGUGUAGAUUGUAAUAUCCCCCAAGCCGGAUUAGUUUUGUACUUUGUGUUGAGUUUGUGAAGCUAAAAGUAUUUAAAGAAAAAAAAACACACACACACACACACAAAACCCAACAAAACAGAACGAAACCAACCAACAAAAAAACAAUCACAUCGUACCAAAGCUGUCAUGGAAAUGAAAACAAACAAACAAACACACAAAAAAUAGAAAACAAAGAAAAGAGAAAAAAAAAAAAAAGAAAUUACUGAAUGGAAAGAAUAAUUUAUAUACACUCUAGAGGUUUUUUUAUGGAUAUAUACUGUAUUGUAGUGCUUAAUCACAAUAAAGCUAUUUGACCUCAUGGAGAAAGGUCAUGUUUCUA
This is a messenger RNA of Pogoniulus pusillus (Red-fronted tinkerbird), 3814 nucleotides long. It is a transcript of the gene ARPP21, whose product is annotated as cAMP regulated phosphoprotein 21. The record is from RefSeq and is a predicted model, not a curated record. Gene Ontology annotation, cellular component: cytoplasm. Lineage: Eukaryota; Metazoa; Chordata; Aves; Piciformes; Lybiidae. Gene Ontology annotation, molecular function: nucleic acid binding. Bases 480 to 3104 code for a protein of 874 amino acids. The transcript is spliced from 22 exons.